Messenger RNA from Cuscuta campestris, 1123 nucleotides. NCBI's taxonomy places the organism in Eukaryota, Viridiplantae, Streptophyta, Magnoliopsida, Solanales, Convolvulaceae. The record is from the annotation of a GenBank genome assembly.
GUAAGGGUUAAAAAGGAUAAAAUACACUUUUUAAUGUAAAAAUAUGGAGUACUUUAUUAGAAAAAAUAAAAAAAUAAAAAUAGAAUUGUUUUAUGAAAAUGGAGGAGUACAACUCUACAAGAAAUCAAUACUGGAGAUUUUAUUUAGGAGUAUAUAAAUUGAAAAAGACUAAACAAAAGUUGGAGUUCCUUUUUUCCCCUUUUCUAUAAAAUCAGAAACGAUUGAUUGAUGCUGCUUGAUUUGUUUUUGAUGUAUGAGAUUGAUGUCUCCUGUUCUCAGUGAAAUCCUCCGUUCCGGUUUUAUGAUCAGCAACUCUUUCAUACGCAGAGCUCAUCUUGUUCAAUCCUUCUCCGUCGUCUUCCUCUACUGGUUUUAUGUUUUCUCAGAAAUUGACCGCCUGAUCUGCAUCGUCUAGGUAUCUAGACUGCAAGAUUUACAUAGAUUUUCUCGUGGAAAUAUAUAAUAAUAAGUAAUAAGGAAAAAAAAGUGAAAUCAUCGGCUGUAAUUUUAGCGAUUUCUAGUGUUUCGGAGUUUCUGGCGGUGUAAAAAAUGGCGUCGUCGAGCGGGAAUUCAUCAGGGUCGGCCGUACAGAUCACGAAUUCCGGCUCGGAGGGAGAUCUGCAGACGCUGAUGGACGAGAGGAAGAGGAAGCGGAUGCAAUCGAACAGGGAAUCGGCGAGGAGGUCGAGGAUGAGGAAGCAGCAGCAUCUGGACGAGAUGAUGGCGCAAUCGGCGCAGCUCAAGGCGGAGAACGGCCAGAUCCAGGGCAAGAUAAACGCGACGACGCAGCAUUUCGUGGCGAUCGAGGCGGAGAAUUCUGUUCUGAGGGCUCAGAUGAUGGAGCUGAGCCACAGGCUUCAGUCUCUGAAUGACAUCCUCAGCUACAUCGACUCGUGCUCCAUCAAUGGCGUCUUCGAUUCACUUGGGGACGAUUGCUGCUUCCAGCAGACAGGGGGUGGGAUUCCACCUCACCAGGCCAAUUAUCUGAUGAAUAACGGCGGCAGCAGCAGCAAUCCAUGGAUGCUCAUGAACCAGCAGCCCAUCAUGGCUUCUGCCGAUUUCCUCCAGUAUUGACCGGGCACGGCGGCGUCGCCGCCGUGGGGUAUAACUGGAAAUGUCUUUA